Molecule: messenger RNA, 1482 nt
Organism: Culicoides brevitarsis
Lineage: Eukaryota; Metazoa; Arthropoda; Insecta; Diptera; Ceratopogonidae
Exons: 3
Coding region: 10-1104 (364 amino acids)
Biological process (GO): neurogenesis
Cellular component (GO): cytosol
Molecular function (GO): protein binding
Source: RefSeq, a predicted model, not a curated record
UCUGCCACAAUGACUGAGAGUCCAGAAAAAAAGCGAAAAAUCUCGCAUAAAAUUGAUUACAAUGCACUCCAUUUGAGUUCCUUUGUCGAACAAAAACAUUGUGACAUCAAGUUUGAAUGCAAAGACAUUUCUGGCUGCCCUUCAAUCAUUGGAGCUCACAAAAUGAUGCUGAUGUCUGUGAGCGAAGUCUUCGAAACGAUGUUUUAUGGUGAUGCAGAAGGAAGUUCUGGAGUUAACAACGAAAUUUUUGUGAUUCAGGACAUCACGAUGGAGACUUUUAAGCAUUUUCUGGGGUUUAUUUAUGGACUUGAUAUUCAACUAAAAAACGCUCAGAAUGUCUCUGACUUUUACUACGCCGCACAAAAGUACGCUUGCAAGGAUGCUCUGCUGUUUGUUCAUGAAGUCGCCAUAAAUAGUCUCUGCUUAAACAAUUGUUUGGUAUUUUAUGAAACGGCGUCACGUCACUCUGAUGACACUUUGAAAGCUGCUUGCAUCCAGAUCUUUAAGGUACAAAUUAACGAUUUACUUUCCUCCUCGGAAUUUUUAAAAGCCGCUCCUGAAACUAUCAAUUCCCUUUUUGAGCUUGAUUUUCCAGCAGUUUUUUCCGAAAUUGAUUUUUUGUGGGCUCUCGAACGUUACAUUCGUCACAAUGACAAAACUGACUCCGAAAUUGCUUCGAAAGUUCGUUCAGCUCUCAAGCAAAUUCGUUUCUUGACAUUACAUGAAAAUGACAUUCAGGCAACUUUUUUGUUGACGGAUGAGGAAAAAGAAGCUCUGAUCAAAUGUUUGCCUGAUGAUGCCAAUUUGUCAGAAAUGCCUGAGGGAUUUUCCGUUUUGUGCAAAAAACGUCAGUUUAGACUUUAUAUUGUCAAAGCUGAUGUUCAGUUAUUCGCCAGGAUGCAAGAAAUUCAUAACAGAAAGACAUGUAGCAAAUGUUCGUUUGCUAAUAACCAUACUUUAUGGGAAUGUUCCAAAGUCGCAGGCAAUAAGCAGCAAAUUAAAGAUAUUUAUGAGAAAUAUCAACAUAAGGAUUUGACUUUGUACACUCAUGAUGACUUAGAAGCACUUUAUGCGGCUUACAAAAAAACUGGACUCAUAAAUUGAGUGAAAUUUUGCAAAAAAAAAUUUUUUGUAAAUACAAAACUGGAAAUUUAUUCAAAAAAAGCUACAAAUCCGUGAAAUCAACUAACAGUUUUUGGUCUUUCUGUCUCCUCUUCACUCUCUUCCGGCACCGUUUGCUGCACAAUACUCGUCUUUCGUGCCAACAAAUGUUCACUUGCGACUGAUUCUGAGUUCACUCUGCGGUUCAUGACUUGCAUCUCGGAUCCUUCUGAUGUGACAGGAAUUUUUGGCGGAACUUCUUCUUUUUCACCUUUGCAACAACAACACAACCAACUUGACAUUUUUAAUAAUUUUUAAUUUUUUUACCAAAAUAACGUUUAAACUGAUUAACUUGUUUGCGUUUAAGAGUUAAAAAUAGAA